UAACACUCACCUGACACCUGCCUCCUUCCAGCUGGACUACGUGGUGACAUGCGCCGUCUGCACGCGCUCAGACGCAGGAGACAUCCACAUCCACAAGAAGAAGUGUCAGGAAGUGUUUGCGUCUCCCAGUAAACACGCCAUGGACAGCAAAGGGGAGGAGUCCAAGAUGAGCUACCCCAACAUCUUCUUCAUGAUUGACAACUUCGAGGAGGUGUUCAGCGAUAUGACGGUGGGAGAAGGUGAGAUGGUUUGUGUGGAGCUGGUGGCCAGCGACAAGAGCAACACCUUCCAGGGCGUCAUCUUCCAGGGAUCGAUCCGCUACGAGGCGCUCAAGAAGGUCUACGACAACCGGGUUAGCGUCGCCGCUAAGAUGGCCCAGCGAAUGUCUUUUGGCUUCUACAAAUACAACAAUAUGGAGUUUGUGCGGAUGAAGGGUCCUCAGGGGAAGGGCCACGCUGAGAUGGCCGUGAGCCGGGUGCCCACCGGGGACACGUCGCCCUGCGGCACCGAGGAGGACCAGGUGUCCCCGAUGCACGAGAGGGUGACGUCCUUCAGCACUCCUCCCACCCCCGAGAGGAACCGGCCCUCCUUCUUCUCUCCUUCUCUGAGGCGUAAGAUGCCCCGAAACCGGAUCGCUGAGAUGAAGAAGUCUCACUCUGCUAAUGACAGCGAGGAGUUCUUCAGGGAGGAGGAAGACGAAGAUCUUCACACCACCACCAACCUUCGCUCUCGCUCUCUGUCGGGAACCGGACGCUCUCUGGUCGGAUCCUGGCUCAAACUCAACCGAGCUGAAGAUUACUUCCUGCUCUACUCUCACCUGACCUACGUCACCCUGCCGCUGCACCGCAUCACCACAG
This is a messenger RNA of Stegastes partitus (bicolor damselfish), 857 nucleotides long. RefSeq lists its product as uncharacterized. The transcript has 6 exons. The annotation marks the transcript as partial. The record is from RefSeq and is a predicted model, not a curated record. Lineage: Eukaryota; Metazoa; Chordata; Actinopteri; Pomacentridae.